Lobosporangium transversale is the source of this 2689-nucleotide messenger RNA. Its product is annotated as sulfate transporter family-domain-containing protein. The coding region runs from base 245 to 2689 and encodes 814 amino acids. NCBI's taxonomy places the organism in Eukaryota, Fungi, Mortierellomycota, Mortierellomycetes, Mortierellales, Mortierellaceae. The record is from RefSeq and is a predicted model, not a curated record. Gene Ontology annotation, cellular component: membrane. The transcript is spliced from 3 exons. Gene Ontology annotation, biological process: transmembrane transport. Gene Ontology annotation, molecular function: sulfate transmembrane transporter activity.
AAUCCCCAUUCUGCGGCCUCUUAUUCUUGCUGCUUGCAUUGUACAGUUCAUUAUCUAUUCACCCUUGACAAUUGGGGCAUCAUCCCUAUUCUUUGACAUAUAUACCCUUAUAUACCGUUUGUAUUCACAUACAGACACAUCUUUGUACACUGACGUCCUGAAUUAUAAAUCCUUUUCUGAUCUCUUUCAAAGACAUUUUUAUCAUCACUUCUCAACAAACACAUUCAUCUAUCCUUCAGAAUUUAUGGCUGAUCGUGAACUAAAAGAGUUUGGCCACAACCUGCUUGGUUGGGUCAAGGCCUUUCCAAGGAACAUACCUCGCUAUAUUACCGAACGCUUUCCUAUCAUCAAAUGGCUGCCAAAGUAUCAACGUAGCUGGGCUGUCAAGGACAUCAUUGCUGGCAUUACUGUCGGCUUGAUUGUUGUCCCACAAGGAAUGUCUUAUGCCAAAGUUGCUAGCUUGCCUGUCCAACAUGGAUUGUAUUCUGCUUAUAUCGGUGCUAUCUUUUACUGCCUCAUGGGAACCUCCAAGGACCUGACCAUCGGACCCACUGCUGUUAUUUCUCUCAUCACUGGUGAACUCGUUGCUGAACUGAGCGGUCGAUUGACCCCACAAGAGGUUGCUGCUCUUUCGUGUCUUGGUGUUGGCCUUUUAACAAUGAUUUUAGGUGUGCUUCGUUUGGGUAUCGUUUUGGAUUUCUUCCCAACAACUGUUCUGGUCGGUUACACGACCGGUGCUGCUGUAACAAUCAUCGUCCAGCAGAUCCCCAAAUGGCUUGGUGUGCCCAACAUCAAUAACCGUGCGCCAGUUUAUGAUAUCAUCAUCAAUAUGCUCAAGGCUAUCAAGACCCUCUCUUGGUUGGAUCUAGUCUUUGGGCUGGUGUCCAUGUUUCUCUUGGUCGCCAUUGGAUUAGCGGUUGAUCGCUGGGGCCGUGGCAAGUUCUCUAUUCAGAUGAUCAAAAUCUCACGCUUCUUCUUUGUUACGGUCUUGGCAACUGCGCUUUCUUACGUGGUCAAUAAGAAUGCACCUCAUGAUCCAAAGGGUCAGAUCAUUCCACGCAUCUCAAUCCUGAAGGACGUUCCCUCAGGAUUGCCUCAUCCAAUGGUCCCUGUCUCUCCAGACGGUGUUUUGUCAGCAAUCGCCCCCAAGUUGGCAGCCAUCACCUUGGCUACGAUCUUGGAGCAUAUUGCGAUUGGAAAGGCCUUUGCAAGACGAAACCGUUAUCAGAUCGAUUCCAACCAAGAGUUGCUUGCUCUUGGGCUUGCUAAUGUCACGGCUUCAUUCUUUGGAGCAUAUGCAGUGACAGGAUCCUUCUCACGAUCUGCAGUCAAGUUUCAAUGUGGAGUCAAGACCCCUAUUGCUGGCUUUGUCACCGGCGCAUUAGUGCUCUUGGCCAUUUACUUUUUGACCCCUGUCUUCUUUUAUAUCCCUGAUGCAGCUCUCUCAGCUGUCAUUAUGGUGGCAGUCUCGACCUUGGUCUCGCCACCUUCAGUCUUCUACCAAUUCUUCAAAAUCAAUCUCUGGGAUUUCCUCUCAUCCCAGGUUGCCCUCUGGGUCACGAUCUUUGUCUCUGUUGAAUCUGGUAUUGCCGCCGGCGUAGGUUUCUCACUGGUUGUUCUUCUCUUCAGAGUCGCUCGCCCUAACUUUCAUGUGCUUCGUCAACUUAAGGAUCGACCCGAUGUCUAUGUGGACGCCUCUGUGGACAGCACUUUCGACACAAUCCCAGCGCCCCAUGGUAUCUUGGUAUUCAGGAUUGAAGAAUCGACUACAUUCCCUAAUAUUGAAACGUUCAAGACCUGGGUGAUUGAUGAGGUUUACAAAUAUACCCGCUUUGGUGGUAAGGUCAAAGCCGCAUCCGAACGACUAUGGUCGGAUGAUAUGGAGAUCCAUGUCCGGAACCUGCGCAAGCAAGCACAUGGGCCUCACUCCAACAUCACAGAUGAUGACCUGCCUAGUCUCCGGGCCGUUAUCUUAGACUUUUCAGCUGUCAACAACAUCGACUCGACAGGUUUGCAGGGCCUCUUUGAUCUGCGAGAGCUUUUGAGGGAUUAUGCAGGCGUUACAGAUUACCCAGAUACAUUCUUUGAGCUCCAUUUUGUGGGCAUUCAGGCCAAUGUCCUCCAUAUUCUGGAACUUUCAGGCAUUACUCGACCAGUGACACCGCUUGCGCUUUUGAACGUUCAGGUGAUUGAGCGAAACGAGUCAGCUGCAACCAAUGAGAGGUUUGAAGAGAUUGAAGUGCUGGAGGAUGAUUUGAAGCAGGCAAACCAGAAUAGUGGAAAUAGUAACAACAACAACAACAACAACAACAACAACAACAACAGCGACCGAAGUAGUCAGAUCGGACAUAGCGCUAAUGAUGACCAUGGUCAUCACAGUGGUUUCAAGAUCAAAUCAUCAAAAUCCCACCGCCCCAAGCCUGGAGACGUUGGAGCAGGUGCGCUCUCUGUGAAUGGUACAGGUACAAGCCCGUUCUUAAAAGAGGAGGGUCUGGUUCAUUUGACAGUGCGUGAUGCAGUGGACAGUGUCUUGAUCCGAUAUGAUGUUUGGGGACGUGGAACUCGAGAGAAUGGUAGUGAAAAUGGUGGUAGCACUCAUGAUAAACCCGAUUCAGAAAAGAAUUUGUCUUCUUCCAUUGACGAGCAGUCAACUAUCAAUAACGAGAAGACUGCUGAACACUUCGUCUAA